Molecule: messenger RNA, 1083 nt
Organism: Spodoptera litura
Lineage: Eukaryota; Metazoa; Arthropoda; Insecta; Lepidoptera; Noctuidae
Gene: Coc
Product: cocoonase
Biological process (GO): proteolysis
Molecular function (GO): serine-type endopeptidase activity
Source: RefSeq, a predicted model, not a curated record
UUCAGAAUUCAAACAAUUUAUGUUCGGAUUGGAAGUACUAAUUCCGAUAGUGGUGGAUUGGAGUACGAAACGUCUGUAUUCAGUUCCCAUCCAUUCUACGAUGAUGAGACCAGCGAUUAUGAUGUUGGUAUAGUGACCGUAGCUGAAGGAAUGACCCUGGAUGGAACAAAUGCCAGAACGAUUAGGAUGGUUGGAUACGGCUCUGAUGUUACCGAUGGGGAAACAGUGGUUGUCACUGGCUGGGGGGCGACUAGCGAAGGUGGCCCUACCUCACAGACGUUAAAGGUUACGUCAGUUCCAGCUGUAGAAAGAACACAAUGCGACGCAAUCCUCGGAGGUAUCACUACCAGAAUGUUCUGUGCCGGCUUUACUGAAGGCGGGAGGGAUACAUGUCAAGGAGAUUCCGGUGGUCCCGCGGUGACUGGCGAUUUGCUGGCUGGUGUUACAUCGUUCGGUUAUGGCUGUGCUCGCCCCAAUUCUCCAGGAGUUUAUACUCGCAUUGGCAACAUAAAUGUCAGGGCAUACAUUGCUUUCAUGACUGGUGUUUAAGUUCAUAAACAAGUGAAUUCCUUUAUUACUUGAUCAUUAUUAUUCUUCGUUUUGUUUGAAAUUAGUUCUUAUUUAAAUAGUAGGAUAUGCCAAUUGCCCAUAGUUUUGUUACUACAAAUAUGACCUAACAGUGGCUGAUUAAGAUUUUUUUUAAUGAAAGUUAUUUCGGAUUAUGAAUACUUCCGGAUCGAGUUUAAACGAAUAACUAUAAUUUUAAUUUGUAAAGUGUUAUUUAUAUUCUUAGCAAUGAAAUUAAAUCAAGCUGUAGUUAUUUAGAUGGAAUUCACUAUUUAUUGUUAUUAUUUAAUAAUCUUAAUAAAGGCGCUGUUUACUUUAUUUUCAUGAUUUAUUGUCGCUGUGAAGGCCAGUAUGCUGAUUAUUACCACAACCUAUAACUAAUAUAUUUGUGGUAACGACAUUAAAAUUUGCGCAGGUUGGAAUUUUCCAAAUUCCUUGUACCGAGUGCACCUACCAUUAUUCAUGACAUGACAAAUGAAAUUUUAAAAGUAAAAAUCCCGACAUUCGUUAUUAAAA